Molecule: messenger RNA, 838 nt
Organism: Scylla paramamosain (green mud crab)
Lineage: Eukaryota; Metazoa; Arthropoda; Malacostraca; Decapoda; Portunidae
Exons: 4
Coding region: 43-789 (248 amino acids)
Source: RefSeq, a predicted model, not a curated record
CCUCCGCAUCCUGACAGUGAAAGGCCAGACCUGACAUGGGUGAUGGUGGGGGACUCUCGAGUGAGGCAAGUCUUCAGUGCUUUGGUGACUAGACUCAGCUCACCUAGACUCCACUACAGGAAGCCAUCCACAAUGGGAAAGUGGCGAAGCAUUCAUGAGCUGACUGAAAAUCUACGUAUUGGGAAGCUCCAUGAGAAUAUUGAAGUGCAUCAUUUGGACUUCCCACUGAGGCUCCUGUUCUACUGGGAUCCACUGCUGACACUCCUGCCAAAGCUCCUCAGUCAAUGGGUGGAUAACAUACAGCCCCAUCCAGCUUUGUUAGUCAUUGGGUCUGGUCUCCACUGGAUGAAGAAUGCUGCCUCCCCAAAGAGCUUUGAGUCACCUGCCAGUGCGUUUGACAGGUUCAGGCAGCACAUGACCUCCCUCCUACCCCUUUUGGCACAGCAGGCAAAGUCAACACAUAUUAUUUUGCUUUUACAGGAUCAUGUGCAGGAAUCUCAGAUCUUCAAGAAAUACCUCAACAUUUACUCAAACAACAUCAUUGAUCAGUACAACACUUUCUUCUCAAGUUAUGUCUCAGGCACUGACAUAACUCUCUGGGACAGCAACAUUCCCUUCUCUGAUGCCUACUAUGUUCAAUGCAGACAAGAUUACAAGAAUUCAUAUGAUAUGUCCUGGAACUGUGCUAAUCCUUUGCAUAGUGGCUAUGUUGCUGUGGAAAUGUAUAUUAACAUGUUGCUGAAUGACAUCUGCAAUCCCUUUUUACAUCUAGAUUCUGGGUACUGCUAACAUGAUUCAAGUUGAGUUAUGGAAAUUUAAAUUACAUACAUAAAAUAAU